Molecule: messenger RNA, 2646 nt
Organism: Closterium sp. Naga37s-1
Lineage: Eukaryota; Viridiplantae; Streptophyta; Zygnematophyceae; Desmidiales; Closteriaceae
Source: the annotation of a GenBank genome assembly
AUGGGGACGCCGGCGGCGGGCCCCAAGUGCCGCAACGCCUUUCCCGCGCGCGCGCUCUGCAAGUUCGUCGACGACCUGGCGACCACCAUGCGAGUCGCCGUCGACACGAGCGACGGGAAGCUCGUUCGCAUCGGCGUUUACCAGAUUUACCAGAAGUUUCAUCGGGACCUGCCGCCAACGAAGCAGUACGCAUACGGUCUGAACCAGCGCACUGCUGCGUUCCCCGGCCCCACCAUCCUGGCCCAGAAAGGCAAAGACACUCAGAUCUUUUGGUCAAACCACAUCAAGGACAAGAAGCAUAUGAUCCAGCUCGACGACACGCUCAUGAUCCCCAUGCCCAAGAAAGGGGGCGUGCCCAUCGUUCCCCAUCGCCACGGCGGGGAGACUCACAGCACAUAUGACGGCCACCCACAGGCCUGGUUCACCCAGUUUGGGGAAUCAGGGCCUACCUUCUCCACCCGGCUUUACCACUACCACAACAGCCAGCGACCCUCUAUCGUGUGGUACCACGACCACGCCAUUGCUAUAACGAGGAUAAACGUCAUGGCGGGAAUGGCGGGCUUGUACGUUAUAAUGGAUCCGAAAGGCGAGGAGAAGGAGAUUAACAAGUGGGCGCCGCUGCCGGGCGGGCCGUUCGUCAUGCCUCUUGCCAUCGCGGACCGGAUGUUUUUCCCCAACGGGUCGGUGAACUAUCCAGUUGACGGGGUUGUUCCGAAGGAGCACCCGCACUGGCAGCCGGAGUUUUUCGGAGACACGAUCACCGUGAAUGGGAAGGUCUGGCCGUACUUCCGGGUUCGGAGAGCGCUGUACCGGCUGCCGAUCCUGGGGGCGUCCAAUGCGCGCUUCUACCAUCUGCGCUUUCAGUGCGCCGUGAGGGGGGACUAUCACGACUUCAAGCCUCCUUUCAGGGGACCCAUCAUCCCCAUGACUCAGAUCAACUCUGACCCCCCCUACCUGCCUCACCCACUGCGCAUGCCACGUGUGCUGAUUGGCAGUGACAGCGGCUACCUCGCUCGUCCGCUGCACAUGAAGGACGUGCUGAUGGCACCGGGGGAGCGAUAUGACAUCGGCAGCGACGGGGGUUAUCUCGCUCGCCCACUCCGCAUGAAGGAAGUGCUGGUGGCGCCGGGGGAGCGGCUUGAUAUGCUCGUGGAUUUCAACGAGGCGCCCUCCUGGUGCCGUGACGUGCUGCUGACGAAUGAUGCUCGCGCGCCCUACCCUGCUGGCGAGCGUGUGAGUCCCGGCACAGCUGUCAUCAUGCGAUUCAUUCUCACCAAGCGCAAGGCCAUCCCGGCCCCGCCCCUCCCCAAGAUGAUUUCUGUGAGUGCGCUCGCUACCAAGAGUCCCCUUGAACCAGGUCUCCUGGAUGCGCUGCACAUGCUAGGGGAAUGGCCCCUGGCGCCCUUGCCAUUCAACCAGGUGACCAAAUCGCGCUGGCACGUGCUGGGAGAGAGGGUAGACCCAGACAGUGACAUGCCCACCACCAUCGUUCUCUCUCCGCCCUACUCACCUCUAACCCCCUCUAACCCCCUCUACACCUCUCCACACCCUUCUACUCCUCUCCCCCCCUCCCCUCCCCCCAGCCCCUGGCGGCCUUGCCUUUCAAGCAGGGGUGGUGGGGUGCGAGAGAGGGGAGUGACGUUAGACCUAGACCCGGAAACUGACAUGCCCACUGUCAUCCAGCUCAAGUGGAGUGGGUAUUUUCAGCCUGCUACUGAGAUCCUCUCGAAUGGAGCAGUAGAGGUGUGGCACAUCAUCAACCCCUCAGCCGACACCCACCCCAUCCACCUCCACUUAACAACUCCCCUCUCCCUGCUGCUUACCUUCCCCACCCCCAUGCAAGCAGGGAGCAGUAGAGGUGGAGCAGUAGAGGGAGCAGUAGAGGUGUGGCACAUCAUCAACCCAUCGGCCGACUCACACCCCAUCCACCUGCACCUGCUGCAGCACCGCCCGUUCGCCCGCCGCUCCUUCAACUCUGAAGCCUUCCUCUCGGACGACUUCUCAGUGCUCACAACUGGGGAGGUGCUAUCCAUCCUCGUGGCCGUCGCUCUCAGGUGUGUAAUGGCAUCAUCACCCCCUCUCCCCUCUCUUAUCCUGCCUACUCUCGCUCUAUCACCUUCUCCCCCCUUCACUUCCCUCCUCCCCUCUCUCCCUUACCCCAUCCUUCUCCCCACACCCUCCCCCCCCCCCCCCCCCCCCCCCCCCCCCCUCCUCUACACAUCACCCUUCCCUCCCAUGGCAGGAAGGGAAGCUGUUUCGUUUGAACCGUCACAGGGCCUGGGAUACGACGGGAAGCCCUUUGAGUUUGACCCGUCAGUGGGUCCGGGGUAUGUGUGGCAGCGCCACUUCCUGGAGCAUGAGGACAACGACAUGAUGCCCCAUCCCCCCCUCCUCUCCCCUUCCCCUCCCUCCUUUCCCCUCCCCCCCCUCCUUUCCCCUUCCUCCCCCUCCUUUCCCCUCCCCGCCCUCCUUUCCCCUUCCUCCCCCUCCUUUCCCCUCCCCUCCCAUAUGGCAGGACGGCAAGCCCUUCAAGAUGGGAAGCCGUUUUCAUUCGACCCGUCGCAGGGCCCAGGGUACGUGUGGCACUGCCACAUCCUCGAACACGAGGAUAAUGACAUGAUGCGCCCGCUGCUCGUGCGCAAGUGA